Molecule: messenger RNA, 1284 nt
Organism: Biomphalaria glabrata
Lineage: Eukaryota; Metazoa; Mollusca; Gastropoda; Planorbidae
Product: U6 snRNA-associated Sm-like protein LSm1
Exons: 5
Coding region: 284-679 (131 amino acids)
Biological process (GO): deadenylation-dependent decapping of nuclear-transcribed mRNA
Cellular component (GO): P-body; Lsm1-7-Pat1 complex
Molecular function (GO): RNA cap binding
Source: RefSeq, a predicted model, not a curated record
UAUAAGAGUUCCACUAACUGAACUGAUUAGCCGACAAUAUAACAAUUUAAUCUAUAGAGUAGAUGAGUAGAUCUAUUCUAUAGACUACAAUUGUACUAUAGAAGAUCUAGAGAUCUACGUAAUACUAUAGACUUCUAGAUCUAGAUAUCGUAGGCAACUCUACUUGUCUAGAAUUAGAUAAGCAAAGAUUUUUUACUUACAGAUGUCCUAAAUUAUAGAUCUAGGUCUCUAGACAUUCACUGAUUCAGUUGACUUGAGUUUCAUUGGAAACAGUUGAAACACAAUGAAUUAUUUACCAGGCACUGCAAGCUUGGUUGAAGAAAUUGAUAAAAAAUUAUUAGUGGUUCUAAGAGAUGGGCGAACGCUCAUUGGUUAUUUAAGAACUAUUGACCAGUUUGCCAAUUUAGUUCUGCACCGUACUAUUGAAAGGAUUCAUGUUGGCAAAAAGUAUGGAGAUAUUCCUCGGGGCAUCUUUAUUGUUCGUGGAGAAAAUGUUGUGUUACUUGGAGAAGUAGAUCUUGAAAAUGAACACAAUCUUCCUUUGGAACAAGUCAACAUUGACACUAUAUUGGAACUACAGAGAGAACAGCAGUUGGAAAGAGAGGCAGAGCAAGAACGUAAGAAGAAAGCCAUGGCAGAAAGAGGUAUUCACAUAGAUCAGACCAUCGAUGACUUUUGAUAGCCUUGUAUCAUGUGUAUUAUGUCAUAAAGUGGCUACUCUAAAAUAAACUAUUAUAGGCCCUAAUGCUAACAAUUUGAGUUUAAUCAAUAGCUUUUUGGAACAGUAUUUAAAAAAAGAAAAAACUUAUUAAAAACAAGUUCAAAUGUUUUGUAAUAAAAACAAAAACUUAUUGGAUGUUUUUUGUGUUUCAAAUUAAAAAUAUUCAAAUGAGCGCUUAUUUUGUUUUAAAAAAAUCAUAAAUAUGAUUUUCAGUAAUUUGUUUUAGUAAACUUUUUUUUAUAACAAUUAAAUUGUAUCAUAUUUAUUACAUCUUCUUUCUAAUGUCUUACACAUUUUAGACAUUUCAGAUUUGUGUACAUAAUUAUACAUGUAAAUUACUUUACAUUUACAUGCAUUGUAUGUAAAUUCAAUUUGUUCAUUUUUUUUUAAAUAUUAAAUCUUAUUGCGGAUCAAUUUACUACUUUUUUUUUAAAGUAUUUUUCUAAGAAAAAAAAUAUUUGAGAAAUGUGUAACUGAAAAAAAUAAAUCUAGCAAUAGGCAUUUUCUUGAAUAUAUAUACAUAUUCUUGUUUACAUUUCCUUGCAUUUGUUGUCAUAAUUAUG